Messenger RNA from Phytophthora sojae, 1311 nucleotides. RefSeq lists its product as hypothetical. The coding region runs from base 1 to 1311 and encodes 436 amino acids. The transcript is spliced from 6 exons. Gene Ontology annotation, biological process: signal transduction; endocytosis; peptidyl-serine phosphorylation. The record is from RefSeq and is a predicted model, not a curated record. Lineage: Eukaryota; Oomycota; Peronosporomycetes; Peronosporales; Peronosporaceae. Gene Ontology annotation, cellular component: cytoplasm; nucleus. Gene Ontology annotation, molecular function: protein serine/threonine kinase activity; ATP binding.
AUGGAGGGGACAACGCUCAAGACGUGGCGGCUGGGCAAGAAGCUGGGCUCGGGCGCUUGCAGCGAUGUCUACGCCGUGGAGUCGGUGAGCUCGCUGGGGAGCGACGCCGGCCGCGAGCUCGUCAUGAAGCUCUCGCCGCUGCCGCAGCUGCCGGCCGCCAAGCUCAAGAACAAAAAGCGCAAGAAGACGCCGGCCGAGCGCAACGCCGACGCGCUGUACGCGGAGCACCUGCUCUAUAAGAACCACCUGCGGGACCAGCCAGGCAUCCCCUACGUGCCCAUGGGGGCCUACGGCGAGGACAAGGGAUACCGCUUCCUGGUGAUUGAGCGGCUCGGCCGGACGCUCGAGACGGUGCUGCAGGAGCAAGGACCCGUGCCUUCAGCCACGGCGGCUCGACUGGGCCAAGAAAUUCUGGAUACGCUGCAGCAGAUGCACGUGAAGAACAUCCUGUACGUCGACGUCAAGCCCGAGAACUUCAUGCUGGACACUGACAAGGAGGACACAGUGUACUGCGUGGACUUUGGCAUCUCGGACCGCUACGUCGCGGCGACGGGCAAGCACAAGGACUACAAAGAGGGAACGGUGGUGGGGACGCCGACGUUCCUCAGCCUGAACUGCCACAACGGGGCCACUUCUAGCCGUCGGGAUGAUAUCGAGUCGCUACUGUACGUGCUCAUCUAUUUGAUGCGCGGCGAUCUCCCGUGGCAGCAGGCUUCGAGUGAUGCGGAGGGCGCCAAGAUCAAGAAGAGCACUUCGGUGGACCAGUUGUGCGCUUCCCUGCCUCGAGAAUGGGCCGCGAUGCUGAAGAACAUCCGCGAGUGCGGCUUUGAGGACCGGCCAGACUACGAUUUCUUUGCUCAGCAGUUUUCAAAGCUGGGUGGCGAGAAGGGAUUGACGACGCCGUUCGAGUGGGGCUCGCGCAAGACGAGCAAAGCGGUUGCGAAGGUGGCUGCAUCUCAAGACUCGACCUCCGACAGCCCCGUCCGCAAGCGCGUCAAGAGCGUCGACGAAGUUAUCACGGCGCCUCCACCUGGCCCAACCAAGGCGAAGAAGACUGCAGCUCCCGAGAAGAAGAAAGCGACUCCUCGUCACAGCAAGGCGACAACCAAGAAGGCAGCAGUGGCGUCAACCAGAGCGAGGGCCGGCAAGGCGAGCAAGAGGGACGAGGAGGAGGCUGACGACGAUGUUGAAGUUGAGGUCGUGGGGUGUGUGGCUCCGCACGACCGCGAGGUGUUCAAGGCCAUCGCGGGCCACGCCGCCGCCACCGCCGCUAUCAAGCGGUACAAUCUACGCUCAACCCCUCGAGACUAA